ACUUAAAAUAUUAUCUAUCAUAAAAUUCUUUUAUUUUCCGCAAGUAUUUUAAUUAUUACUUGUUUUAUCUAGUAUUUGUACCGAUUAUGAUGUGUUAUAUUAAAUUGUUAUCUAUAAUAGCUUUUUCGAAAACAAGGAAUGUAUCACAAACCAUUAAAAUCAGUGGUUAAGGUUAUAAGUGUAAAUAACGUAAAUACAGCCAGCAACGUUUUAUCAACAAGGAUGUCAUUGCAAGCUUACGACACGAUUAUCGUCGGCCUGGGCGCAGCGGGAGCGACGGCGGCGUCGACGCUGGCGCGUGCGGGGCGUAGAGUGCUGGCCCUAGAAGCUCAGGACAGAGUGGGGGGCAGGGUACAUACUGUACCCUUUGGAGAUGGGGUCGUUGAACUCGGAGCGGAAUGGUUGCACGGCACCCACCCUAAUCCGGUCUACGACGCCGCCAUCCAGCACAACAAGGCCAUAGUCCCUCAAGACCUGGACCACAUGGUCUUUCAAUCAGAUGGCGUAGUACCUGAUGAGGCAUUCCAGGAUCUGUUUAAUGAAUUAAUGGAGUACGCAUUCGCUGUGAUGGGGAAUUCUGUGGAGGAGUCGCAACCUGUCGGGAAGUAUACUACAGAAAAGCUCAUAGAUUACAUCAAAGCUGAAAAACCAGAAGUGUUAAAACAAAAAGAGUUUCUGGAUCAACUCCUUGACUUCAUGAACCAGCUGGCCAACAAUUACAACGCGUCUAAUGACUGGGACGAUAUAGACCAGAAGAACAACUUUGAAGAGAUAAAAGGUCAUCACCAUUUGAGUUGGCAUAGAUACGGGUACAAGACGUUCUUCGAUAUUUUACUGAACAAGGACGUCGGCUUCCCGACUCUGGACAUAAAAUUGAACACAGAAGUGACCCAGAUAGAAUGGCCGCUGGAUCCCAAGGGAAAAGUUAAAGUAACUUGCAAAAAUGGUGUCCUGUACACAGCAAACAAUGUGGUUGUUACUGUCUCGCUUGGUGUUUUGAAAGAGAGACACGCCAAAUUAUUCAAACCAUUACUGCCUGAGAAGAAAGUAACGGCAAUAGAAACCGUAGCAAUGGGCGUCAUGGACAAAAUCGACUUGGCUUUCGACGAAGUGUGGUGGCCUCUUGACGCUGUCUUCUUCGGUUUGCUUUGGAAAGAAGAGGACAGGAAGAAGGUUGCGAAGCAAGAUUACUGGACUACAAGGAUAUUCGCCGCUAGCCGGCCUAUGGGGUCGAGGAACGUGCUGACGCUCUGGACGAGUGGGGAGAUCGCUAAAUUGGUAGAAACGCUUCCUAUAGACGAGGUGAAGAGAAAAUGCUGGCAACUGUUACAAAGAUUCAUGGGUGCAGGCAAGACUGUACCAAAACCGAUUGCUGUAGAAAGAUCCACAUGGUACUCAAACCCGUUCACGCGCGGCAGCUACAGUUUUGACAGCAUACAAGCGUCCCACUACCCCACCGCGCGGGCCACCCUGGCCGCUCCACUGACAGACUCCACCGGGCGGCCGCGCGUGCUGUUCGCGGGUGAAGCCACCCACCCCACUCGCUUCUCCACCGUGGACGGUGCUUCUGACACAGGACGUAGGGAAGCUGAGAAGCUCCUGCUUGCUAGUAAAUUGUAAAAAGGGUCACUAUUUUUAACGCCAUUUCAAGAGAUAUUCAAUGUUUAUUUUAUUUAUCAUAGUGUAUAUUUGUCACCACUACUGUAAUAUUAAGAAAUAUUUGAAUUAAUUUAUAAAAGUUUAAGUGAUAAUGUUAUUUGAUUUAUUAU
This is a messenger RNA of Pectinophora gossypiella (pink bollworm), 1769 nucleotides long. Its product is annotated as peroxisomal N(1)-acetyl-spermine/spermidine oxidase-like. The record is from RefSeq and is a predicted model, not a curated record. The coding region runs from base 139 to 1620 and encodes 493 amino acids. The transcript has 8 exons. NCBI's taxonomy places the organism in Eukaryota, Metazoa, Arthropoda, Insecta, Lepidoptera, Gelechiidae. Gene Ontology annotation, molecular function: polyamine oxidase activity.